Molecule: messenger RNA, 2977 nt
Organism: Strigops habroptila (Kakapo)
Lineage: Eukaryota; Metazoa; Chordata; Aves; Psittaciformes; Psittacidae
Gene: ELMOD1
Product: ELMO domain containing 1
Exons: 11
Coding region: 283-1263 (326 amino acids)
Molecular function (GO): GTPase activator activity
Source: RefSeq, a predicted model, not a curated record
GCCCCGCCGCAGCCUCCCCCUGCGCUCGCCGGUAGGCGGCACCGCCACCCCCUUCCUCCUCCUCCUCCACCUCCUCACCAUCGCUGGGCGCCGGGUGACCCACAUCGCGGCGGCAGCGCCGCACCCGCCCGGCGAGAAGGGGUGGCCCGGGACGGCGGCGGGGCUGCGCUGCGCUGUGCCGCGGGGAUGUAGCGGCGCGGAGCGGACUGAUAUUGCCUGCAAAGCAGAGGCCAUCAGCGAUCAAUAGAUUACGGCUCCGGCAACACAAACCAAACCGUCACCAUGAAACACUUCCUGAGGAUGUUUCUCCAGGUAUGCCUGUACUUCUACUGCAAGUGCUUGUGGCGCUGCCUGAAAUUUGUGGUUAGGAAACUAACUGGUCAAUGUGAAUUGCAAAGGAUUUGCUACAAUACCAAACCUGGAGCUGCCAGAACUAUGAAAAUAGAGGCAUCACUGAAAGGUUCAAAAAGUAAGCGGCUGCAAACUUCAGUAAGUGUUCACCCUGAUGCUAUUGAAAAAACGAUAGAUGACAUCAUGGAGCUGAAAAGGAUUAAUCCAGAUAUAAAUCCACAGUUGGGAGUAUCUCUUCAAGCAUGCCUGCUGCAGAUUGUGGGAUAUAGAAAUCUGAUUGCUGAGGUUGAAAAGCUUCGCAGAGAGCCCUAUGACUCAGAGAAUCCGCAACAUGAGGAAAUGCUUCUGAAGUUGUGGAAAUGCUUGAAGCCCAAUUCGCCGCUGAAAGCUCGUAUUUCAAAGCAGUGGUGUGAAAUUGGUUUCCAAGGUGAUGAUCCUAAAACAGACUUUAGAGGGAUGGGUCUCCUGGGCUUAUAUAACUUGGUGUAUUUUGCUGAAUGGGACACUGAGGUAGCUCAGCAAGUUCUCUCUGAUUCUCUUCAUCCUAAAUACAGCCAACUGAGCAAAGCUGAAUGGGAGAAGAAAAAAUUUGAUAAGGCAAUUGGCUAUUCUUUUGCUAUCGUGGGCAUUAACAUAACAGACCUCGCAUACAACCUGCUUGUCAGUGGAGCUCUGAAGACCCAUUUCUACAAUGUUGCUCCAGAAGCACCAACACUAACGCACUUUCAGCAGACGUUCUGCUACUUAAUGCAUGAAUUCCACAAAUUCUGGAUUGAAGAGGAUCCACUGGACAUAAUGGAGUUCAAUCGUGUCAGAGAGAAAUUUCACAAGCAAAUCUUGAAACAGCUCCAGAACCCAGAGAUGGCUCUUUGCCCUCACUUUGCUGCAUCAGAAAGUUUAAUCAAUAUGUAGUUACUCACUCAAUUUUAUUUGGAAACACUGUGUCACUCUUGUGUUAGAUCACUGCUUAGACCAUCACUGGCAUACUGAACGACCAUGGCAAUUGUAUGCAUGUUUUUGGUGCAAUAUUCAUCUAUUUUUUUUUUGUCACACGUACUAGAUCCCCUUCUGCUUCUCUCGUUGGGGAUUUCUCAUUUUAAGUGGGUGCUCAUAUUGCCGCAUUAUGCAGUGUUACAUUCUGAAUUGAUGUCUGGAUAUCAGAGGUUUUCUAUUUUUUUAGACUUUCCUCAUAAUUCAGCAUUGACAAUUGAAUUGUAUUUCUCUAGCUGUGUUUUGGUAUAUGUGGAAUAAGUAGCUGGAUCUUGUAUUGUGAAAGCUUUUUAACUUGGUAUGUUUUAAGAUAACUACUGACAUUUCAAGCAAAAUAUUUGUUUGGACCUCAUCUAGAAGAUAGUGUGUGUAACUUAAUCUGAUGCAGGCAAACACAUUAAAGUCCAAUUUCCUCCAUGCAGCCAUUAUAUGCUUAAUGCAGAAUUAAUGAGACUUAUGAGAUACAAGUUUCAGUGAGAAGAGUUUAUGCAGAAUUGCAAUCAGACUCCACAGCUGCAUGAAUACCAAAUGGUCUGGUGAUGCUAAUACAUUCACAGUGAACUGCAAACACACUCACAACCACUGGAUACUGGCAGGGGCCAAAAAUUCUAUCAUCAGGCUGUCGUCACCACCACCGUGGUGAAGCAUGGUCUAAAUUCCUGCACAUUCCUUUGAACAUACAGGGGUUAGUAUUUUGUGUUGCAUGUUGGAAGGCAACAUGAUUUGGUCACCUUAUGCUUGGUGAAUUCAGGGGAGCAAAAAUCUGGUUUGUUUUUGGUGGGUUUUUUUGGUUGUGUUCUUUGGGUUGUUUUUUUGUUUGUUUUUUUUUUUUUUUUUUUUAACUACUGCAAAUGUUGCUUUGGUUCUCAAUUCAGUUCCUAAGAACUGGGAGAAAUAACUGAUUAGAAGGUUUAGAGCAAAACCACCUGAGUUUCCCAGAGUACUUAUGAAAAGAAUUAAAAAUGGCAAACUGCCUUUUUUCUUAAAAAUGAGUAAAAGUGUCUGACACGAAGAUUGUGUAGUAUAUUGAACAGCAUCUACCAUGGCAUUUCAUACCCAUGGUAUUUUUUACCUUCUAAGCAAUCAAUUUUAGUAUUAUAUGUUUGUGUAAAUCACUUGCAUAUGGAAAUUGAGUAGUGUCCAACUACUUGUGAAUUAUAUGAAUAAAUUAUAUGUCAUUCUAAACUGAAGCACUGUGGGUUUAUUUUUCAGAUAUGCACUAAUACAGGUGAAAGCUGGUUUACUUUAACAGAUCAGGUAAAAGGGAAUAUAACAGCUUUGUUGUAUUUCCCUGGUCUGAAGAGUGAUCUGAACUUCCUCAGAUCAGGUUCUUUAUACCAUUUCUAGUUACAGCUUAGGCCAUCACUUUAUAAGUGAAAAGUAAAUCAAUGGGGGUAAAGUUCUUGGGAAGCUCCUUGCAUUUAAGCCCUCUCAUUUCUUUGCUAAAAUGUAAGAUGGGCAUUAGGACUUCUCUGCAGGGCUGGAAACUUGCACUCGUUGUGGAGUUAAUGAGCAAAACUCUAGGGGUGUUGUGAUAAUUAGUCUUUUCUGAUUAAUUUGGAAAUAUGAAACUGGAAGUAUUAACUGUUGAUAUUUUGCAUGAAAUACAAGAAAUAAAAACUGCAUGUUGAACUUA